AUGAGUUGGCAAAAUAGUGGCAUGCAAGCCCUAAUCCCAGUUAUUAACAAACUGCAGGAUGCUUUUGCUCAACUGGGUACUCCUCUUAAUUUUGAUUUACCUCAAAUAGCUGUUGUUGGUGGGCAGUCGGCUGGUAAAUCAUCUGUAUUAGAAAAUUUUGUUGGUAGAGAUUUUCUUCCUCGUGGUUCUGGAAUUGUUACUAGACGCCCACUGAUUCUUCAACUUAUUCAGGAUCGUGCUGAGUAUGCUGAAUUUCUUCAUAAAAAAGGUCAUAAAUUUACUGAUUUUGAUGCUGUUAGAAAAGAAAUUGAAGAUGAGACUGAUCGUAUAACUGGUCAAAAUAAGGGAAUUUCUGCUAUUCCAAUUAAUCUUCGAGUGUUCUCUCCACAUGUACUUAAUUUGACAUUAAUUGAUUUACCAGGAUUAACAAAAGUACCAGUUGGUGAUCAACCUCCAGAUAUUGAAAAUCAAAUAAGAGAAAUGAUUCUUACAUUUAUUAGUAGAGAAACAUGUUUAAUUCUUGCAGUAACUCCUGCUAAUAGUGAUCUUGCUACAUCAGAUGCUUUAAAAUUAGCUAGAGAAGUUGAUCCUCAGGGAUUAAGAACAAUUGGUGUAUUGACAAAACUUGAUCUUAUGGAUGAGGGAACAGAUGCAAGAGAUAUUCUUGAAAAUAAAGUAUUUACAUUAAGACGUGGAUAUGUAGGUGUUAUUAAUCGUUCACAGAAAGACAUAGUUGGAAGAAAAGAUAUUAGAGCAGCACUUGAUGCUGAAAGAAAAUUUUUUUUAUCCCAUCCAGGUUACCGUCAUAUGGCAGAUCGUUUAGGAACACCUUAUCUUCAAAAAACACUUAAUAUACAAUUAACAAAUCAUAUUAAAGAUACUUUACCCGGUCUUAGAGAUUCACUUCAAAAAAAACUUUUUGCUUUAGAAAAAGAUGUAGCUGAGUAUAAAAAUUUUCAACCAAAUGAUCCUAGUAGAAAAACAAAAGCACUUAUGCAAAUGGUACAAUGUUUUGCCGUUGAUAUGGAAAGAAGUAUUGAAGGAAGUAAUUCUAAAUUAGUAUCUACUAACGAAUUAUCUGGUGGAGCCAGAAUAAAUAGACUUUUUCAUGAAAGAUUUCCAUUUGAAAUUAUUAAAAUGAAUAUAGAUGAAAAAGAAAUGAGACGUGAAAUUCAAUAUGCCAUUAGAAAUAUUCAAGGUAUUCGUGGUGGUCUUUUUACCCCAGAUAAAGCUUUUGAAGCUAUUGUAAAAAAACAAAUUGAAAGGUUAAAGGAACCUUCAAUGAAAUGUGUAGAUCUUGUAGUUAGUGAAUUAUCAACUGUGGUACGUCAAUGUUCUGAAACAGUAACACGUUACCCAAAACUUAGAGAUGAAAUUGAAAGAAUUGUCACUACAUUUAUAAGAGAAAAAGAAAAUAUAACAAAAACACAUAUAAAUAUGUUAGUUGAAUUUGAAUUAGCAUACAUGAAUACUAAUCAUGAAGACUUUAUUGGUUUUUCAAAUGCUGAAGCUAAGGCAAAUUCUGCUACUCCAAAACAAAAACUUGGAAAUCAAGUUAUACGUAAAGGAUGGUUGACAGUUCACAAUUUAAGUUUUGUCAAAGGUUCUCGUGAAUGUUGGUUUGUUUUAUCAAGUGAUAAUCUUAGUUGGUAUAAAGAUGAUGAAGAAAAAGAAAAGAAAUAUAUGCUUCCAUUGGAUGGAAUUAAACUUAAAGAUUUAGAAGCUGGAUUUAUGAGUAGACAACAUAAAUUUGCUCUUUUUUAUCCAGAUGGAAGAAAUAUUUACAAAGAUUACAAACAAUUAGAACUUUCAACUGCUAACCUUGAUGAAGUUGAUGCAUGGAAAGCCAGCUUUUUAAGAGCUGGAGUUUACCCAGAAAAGGAACAUGUUCCUGAUAGUGAAGAAACUGUUAAUGAAAUUGAUACUUCUAUGGAUCCACAAUUAGAAAGACAAGUAGAAACUAUACGAAAUUUGGUUGAUUCAUAUAUGCGUAUUAUUACAAAAACAAUUCGUGAUCUUGUACCAAAAGCAAUAAUGCAUCUUAUUGUAAACAAGGUUGGAGAAUUUCUUAGAGAUGAGUUACUUGCUCAUCUUUAUCAAUGUGGUGAUACUGAUACAUUAAUGGAAGAAUCUCAGUUAGAAGCACAAAAACGUGAAGAUAUGCUUAGAAUGUAUCAUGCUUGUAAAGAAGCACUUAAAAUAAUUAGUGAAGUUAACAUGAGUAAUUUAGAAAAUUUAUCAAUUUCAAAUAAUGUUGUAAGUCAACCAAUGGGAGGAAAUUAUAUGGGUUAUGGUGGAGGCCCUCAAAUAAAUAGAUCCGCUCCUGCUCCACCACCGGGUGCAAGACCAGCUCCUAUGCCACCAAGGCAAAUGGGUAACAUGGCUCCCCCAAACAGACCAAUGCCUGCUCCUCCAGGAAUGAUGGGAGGAAAUGCACCACCACCACCACGUAUUCCCGAACGUCCUCGAAUUCCAAAUCGACCAUACUAG
This is a messenger RNA of Strongyloides ratti, 2490 nucleotides long. Its product is annotated as Dynamin. Gene Ontology annotation, cellular component: plasma membrane; synapse; microtubule. The coding region runs from base 1 to 2490 and encodes 829 amino acids. Gene Ontology annotation, biological process: receptor-mediated endocytosis. The record is from RefSeq and is a predicted model, not a curated record. The transcript is spliced from 5 exons. NCBI's taxonomy places the organism in Eukaryota, Metazoa, Nematoda, Chromadorea, Rhabditida, Strongyloididae. Gene Ontology annotation, molecular function: GTP binding; GTPase activity; microtubule binding.